This is a messenger RNA of Colletotrichum navitas, 804 nucleotides long. RefSeq lists its product as uncharacterized. The transcript has a single exon. Bases 87 to 641 code for a protein of 184 amino acids. Lineage: Eukaryota; Fungi; Ascomycota; Sordariomycetes; Glomerellales; Glomerellaceae. The record is from RefSeq and is a predicted model, not a curated record.
UCGUCGUUGCUUUCCCCAGCUUCCGCCGCAAGCGCCCCCCAACCUCUUGCCCCCCCCUCUUUUCUUUUAAUGGUGUAUGAUGUUUGAUGUUUCUGGCAGUCCAGCUCCGUAGUAUUGUGGUUGAUGUCGGUGACCGUUGGGCGCGCAUCGAAGGUUGGCGGAAUGGUGGACUUUGCCGAGUCGGCGGCGCAGCGCGCAGGAAUAGGGUACCGUUUUUGUUUAUUCUCUCUCUUUUCCGCUCUCUCUCUCUCUCGCUACCUUCUCGGCGGGUAUGUUUCUUGUCGGCACGGCGCAGUUGCUGUCUCUUGUCUCUCUCUCUCUCUGGAGAAAGCUCUACAACACAAGUCGAUGCAGAUGCGCGAGACAUCCAACCCCCACACACCCAUAGCAUCGGGGCCGUAAAAGAAAACACCAGAAAAAGAGAACAAGGGGGGAAAAUAAGGGACCGGAACUGUACACUUACCUACGGCGGGGUUUCCUCUCUCUCUCUAUAUCCUCGGUUUCGUGUUUCUUCCCCGGGUCCAGUACAGAGUAGUACAAUCGAAAAAGAAGAACAAAAGUCUCUCACACACAGACACACACACAGAGACACACAGACACACGUCGCGCCCUGGAGAGCCAGGGAGCGGCAGGCUGGGUGAGAGAGAGAAGGGCGGUUUGUUUUUUUGGAAUACACGGACACAAGGAUGGUGUACAGGAAGAGAAAACUUAAGAAGAGGGAGGGGAGGCAAAAGGGAAAACCGAUCAACGUAAGGGAAAAGGCAAAAAGGGUAGCGGUUUUUAGGGUGGUGCGUGUGUGUGGUG